Rhododendron vialii is the source of this 2972-nucleotide messenger RNA. RefSeq lists its product as uncharacterized. NCBI's taxonomy places the organism in Eukaryota, Viridiplantae, Streptophyta, Magnoliopsida, Ericales, Ericaceae. The coding region runs from base 80 to 2662 and encodes 860 amino acids. The record is from RefSeq and is a predicted model, not a curated record. The transcript has 8 exons.
UCCUCACUACUAUAUAAUAAACACAACAAUUCUGAAAUCUUUACUCAUUCAAUUAAUAAUCCACUACACACUCACCCACAUGGCCCAAGUAAUGCCCAGCCAAUCCGCUUUCUCCGACAAAGCCAAGGAAGCCAUCGCCUUCGACCAAACCAAAACCGGCGUCAAAGGCCUCAUCGACGCCGGCGUCGACACCAUCCCCGCCCUCUUCGUCCAGCCGCCGGAAUUCCUCCCCGACCCCUCGACCGACGCCGCCCCCGGCCUCCAGGUCCCGGUGAUCAGCCUCGACGGCGUCGAGAGCGGGGGCGGACGGCGGGCGGAGGUGGUGGAGGAGAUUCGGGAGGCGGCGGGCGCGUGGGGGUUUUUCCAGAUCGUGAACCAUGGGGUGCCGUUGAGCGUGAUGAACGGGGUGUUGGAGACCGUGCGGCGGUUUAACGAGCAGCCGAGUGAGGUGAAGAAGGAGUUUUACUCGCGUGAUGAUUCCCAGAGGGUGAAGUUUUACUCCACGGGGUCGCUUCACUCGUUCCAGAGUGCUCACUGGAGGGAUACUCUCUCUGUCGAAUUUGAAGAUAGCGUUCCGGAUCCUCGAGGGUUGCCUGACGUUUGCAGGGAUGUUUACGUGGAGUAUGUGGGAUACACGGUGAAGGUGAGAAACAUGCUCUCUGAACUGCUCUCGGAGGCUUUGGGUCUGGACAGCGACUACCUUGCAAGACUCGAGUGCAUGGAGACCCAGAGAUUGAUUAGCCAUUACCACCCACCUUGCCCUCAGCCAGAACUGACUAUCGGCAGCACAAGCCACACAGAUGCUACUUUUCUCACCAUUUUGUUGCAAGACAGCAUUGGCGGCCUCCAAGUUCUUCAUCAAGACAAAUGGGUCAAUGUGCCCCCUAAGGAAGGUGCUUUUGUCAUCAAUCUUGGUGAUUUCAUGCAGCUUGUGACCAAUGAGAAGUACAGAAGCGUGGAGCACAGGGUGCUGGCUAAGAAGGUUGGUCCGAGGAUAUCGAUGGCGUGUCUUCUCGCCCCGAGCAAGAAGAACUACAACAAAAUCUACGGGCCGAUAAAGGAGCUCUUGUCGGACAGCAAUCCACCGCUAUACCGGGAUAUUACUAUCCCCGAAUUCUACGAAAUAUACUUGUCUAAAAGGCUUUACGGCGAUGCAGCACUUUCUCAUUUUUUGGUUCGAGUGAUGCUGAGUUUGCUUCUUGACUCCGGCCAGCGGCCUGGGAGUCUGGUUUGUCCGGGCUCCUCCUCAACCUCAAGAUUUGGUGGCGGGCCUGACGGUUCAGAAGGCGUAGAUGGUGGGUUGCGAAUAACGGCGAGGACCCAGAGAUCCGGCGGGUGGUGGGCGAAUAAUCCGGCGCCUAUUAAGGAAUGGUCUAUUGAUGGUGGUUUUUUGGUGUUUGUUUGGGAGCAGAUGGUAGUUCGGUGGUGUAACAAGGGUUGGUGGUGGUCCAGUGGUGUUGGUUUGGCUGCACAACAGUUCGAAUGGAAGAAAGCUGGUCUUAGAGCAGUUUGCUUUAUAGUUGUUAUUGUUAUUGUUUGCCUGCAGUUUUCAGUGGUGCUUACUACUGCUCGUACUACUAAAAUGGCCGAAGUCAUGACCAACCAGUCCGCUAUUCCCAACAGGGCCCAAGAAGCCAUCGCCUUCGACGAGUCCAAAACCGGUGUCAAAGGCCUCAUCGACUCCGGCGUCGCCAAGCUCCCCAGCAUCUUCAUCCAGCCACCCGGGAGCCGCCCCGCCCCGUCCGACGUAUGCACGGAAGAGCUCCAGGUCCCCGUGAUCAGCCUCGACGGCGGACGGAGGGCGGAGGUCGUGGCGGAGAUUCGCGAGGCGGCGGAGACGUGGGGGUUCUUCCAGGUGGUGAACCACGGGGUGCCGUUGAGCGUGAUGAGCGGGUUGCUGGAGGGUAUCAAGAGGUUCCAUGAGCAGCCGGGUGAGGUGAAGAAGGAGUUUUACUCGAGAGACAAUAAGGUCAAGUAUUACUCCACUUCGGCUUUGCACGUCAACCAGACUGCUCAUUGGAGGGAUACUCUUGCUAUUGAUUUUGAUAAGGCCAUUACUGACCCUCUAUCCUUGCCUCUAGCUUGCAGGGAAGCUUUUGUGGAGUACGUGAGCUACUUGUCCAAGCUGAGAUAUGCAUUAUCUGAAUUGCUUUCAGAGGCUCUUGGGCUCCACAGUGACUACCUUGAAGACAUUCAAUGCAUGGAAAGGCACAGGUUCGUGUGCCACUACUACCCGCCUUGCCCCCAACCCGACUUGGCUCUGGGUUUGACCCGGCAUUCCGAUCCUUCUUUUCUCACCAUUCUUUUGCAAGACAACAUUGGUGGCCUCCAAGUUCUUCACAAGGAUAAAUGGGUCAAUGUCACCCCUAUGGAGGGUGCUUUUGUCAUUAACAUAGGCGAUUUCCUGCAGCUAGUUACUAAUGACAAGUUCAAGAGCGUGGAGCAUAGAGUUCUUGCUGGAACGGUUGGUCCAAGGAUAUCGUGUUCGUGUCUUCUCUUUCCAACUGAAAAGAACCAUUAUAAAGUUUAUGGGCCGAUAAACGAGCUUCUGGCAGACGGCACUCCACCGCGAUACAGGGCUAUCUCCCCUAGUGAGUACGAUGACAAAUACUUGGCUCGAGGACUUGAUGGCAGCCAAGUCCUUGAUUGGUUUAGGCUGUGAUUUACAGGUACAUAGGAACACAGAAAUCAACCCUUGAAAGAAGCAUGCAUGGGAUACUCACAAGGAUGUGUUCCAUGCAAUUGAGCCUGUCUUUCGAGUGUUUUGAGACAUUUUCUCUGGCCGAGUUCUGUAUUCUUGCGUUCAGUAAUAUUGAUGUUAAAGACAUGUUAUGCCUAUGAAAGUUGUAGAGUUGUGUUAUGCCUAUGAAAGUUGUGGAGUUGUUCUGUUCUAGGGGGAAAUCUAAGUAUUGUGCAAGAGAUAUGUAUCUUUUAGAUUGGACCCUGAUAUAAAUAAAACUAGUCUUUACUUU